This is a messenger RNA of Penaeus monodon (black tiger shrimp), 4676 nucleotides long. RefSeq names its product flavin-containing monooxygenase FMO GS-OX-like 2. Bases 712 to 2127 code for a protein of 471 amino acids. The record is from RefSeq and is a predicted model, not a curated record. The transcript has 9 exons. Gene Ontology annotation, molecular function: N,N-dimethylaniline monooxygenase activity; flavin adenine dinucleotide binding; NADP binding. NCBI's taxonomy places the organism in Eukaryota, Metazoa, Arthropoda, Malacostraca, Decapoda, Penaeidae.
GGGGGCGUUAGCCCCCUGGCUAGGUGUAUAAAAUACUAUGGGGGUCGAGGGGACGUAGCCUCCUGGCUAGGCGAAUAUAAUAUCCCGGGAGUCCAGGGGGCGUAGCCCCCUUGCCAGGGAAUAUAUAGAUCGUAGUGUAUAAAUCCCACAGGGUUAAGGUUAGGUUGGUUUAUUGGUUUGGACGCGAUGUACGAUCACCAGGAUUAUGUGAAAUCCCGUAGAUUUUUACCGAACAAUGGGUUUGGUUCCCGAAGUUUUUCGAAAGUUGGCGCGACGGUGCGUAGACUUUGAGUGGUGGCGGCCAUGUCCGUAGAGUUUCAUUGUCCGAUUUUAAGCGGUUUUUUUUUUUUUUUUUUUACACAUCUCUUUUCUUCUUAUGUCAGCCUGUUUUACCCCACAAUUUCCCUGUUCUACUUCAUACCCUCCCCUGCUAUCGGGACUUAUCAAAUCACAUCUAGAUUUUGACAGGCCAGCGAGCCAUUACUUCGAGAAACGCAUGAAAAAUGGUUCGUUUUCAGUGUUACGUCGAUCCCGGGUCAUUUUUCAAGCCACGUUGUGGAUAUACAGGACAAAUGGACAUUAGUCUCUAUCACAGCCUGAUAUUUGAACCCAUCAAGUGCCCCAAAUGCCGAAAAAAGUUAUUAGAAACCAAGCAAUUGCGACCAUAGACGAAAGCGAAGAAACAUUAGGUGUUUCGCUACAUAAAGAACCAUGAAGGUGGUAGGAGUCAUUGGUGCUGGGGCAGCAGGUCUCUGUGCUACUCGACACAUCUUGUCCUCAGAGGAGCUGACCCCAAUAGUAUGGGAACAGUCGUCGCAGAUAGGUGGUACAUGGAGGCUCUCGAAAGAUAUUGGGACAGAUAGCAGAGGGUUUCCAGUACACUCAAGCAUGUAUGAGAGCCUGAGGACCAAUUUACCAAAAUUGCUAAUGCAAUUCCCGGAUUUUGACUUUCCAAAUAAGGCAGAAUCUUUUGUUCAUCACACAACUAUUCUCAAAUACCUGGAAGAUUAUGCUGAUCACUUCAAUCUUCAUCCAUAUAUUAAACUGGGCCACCAUGUAGAGAAUGUGUCUGUAUUGAAGAGUGACGAAGGGCCUCCAUGCUGGGCUGUUACAGUGAAAGAUCUGUCAACUGAUGUAGUCAGUACUGUCACCUGUGAUGCCUUGCUUGUUUGCAAUGGGCACUUCUCCACACUUCAAAAGCCGCUUAUUGAAGGGAUUGAGAAUUUCAAGGGUCGACAAAUUCACAGUCAUGACUAUCGUGAACCAUCACCAUACACAGAUUCCAGAGUUAUAAUCCUUGGUGCUGGGGCCUCUGGACUGGAUAUUUUAAUGGAAGUAUCUGCUGUUGCCAAGGAGGUACUUCUUUCUCACAACCUGCCAGUUCCCUUCCCUUCUGAGUUUUCUCCAAAUGUCAAACAAGGUUCAGGCAUAAUGAAAGCUUCGGAAAAUGGCUUUUAUCUUAAAGACGGAAGUUUCCAAGAAGCAGAUUGCAUAAUAUACUGCACUGGCUAUAAAUAUACCUUCCCAUUCCUUGAAGAUAAAUGUGGCAUCACAGUUGAGAAUAACCAUGUAAAGCCAUUGUACAAACAAAUUAUCAAUGCUUUCUUUCCCACCAUGGGAUUUAUAGGCAUCCCAUCACGUAUCGUUGUGUUCCAACUCAUAAACUACCAGGUACAGUACUUCCUUGCAACCUUAACAGGGAAAACUCGUUUACCAAGGACAGCUGAAAUGAAAUCAGAGAUUGAAGCCUAUGCUGGAGAGAGGAAGAAGCAAAGAUGGAAAGAAAACCAGUACCACAUCUUGCAAAAUGACCAAUUCCAAUACAUGGAAGACCUGGCAACUCUGGCUGGCAUAGAACUGCCUUCUCCACACCUGAAAAAAAUCUGGAAUGUGGUCAUUCCUCGUCUGCUUUUCUCCUUUCCAAACUUCAAGACCUAUGAGUAUUCCCUUGGAGAAGAUGGGGCAUUAGUUGAGAAGUGGGAGGGCAAAGUAGUCAGUACAUCAUGGGACCUUACAAUACUGAUAGCUAAACAGGUAUCCCGACUCCUGUGGCGCAAUUUCCCAAAGAUUGCAUAUAUUUUAGGCUCUGCAAUUCUUAAGAAAUUAAAGGGUUUUGUUGGAUUGUGAUGUUCCAUGCAUAUUUUCAGAGGAAUGGUAAAAUUUUAUGAGUUUAUGUGGGGUAUGUUCUUUUGUAAUUACUGAUGUAGUUUACUUUAGCUGAUUACUUACUGGCCAGAAUGAAUUGAAGUGCUGAUAAUGAAGCAAAAAUAUUUUAUGACUAAUGCAUAGUGUAUUUUUGAUAAUUACUUGUUAUGGCAAGAUAGAGAAUUUUGCAAGCAUUUUAUAUCUGCUGAAUCAGUAGAAGAGCAUUUAAUUAUUGUCAUAAUGAAUGACAAAUUGGAAAAUUAUAUUUUUUAUAUACUCUUGAUCUUUUGUAAUUGUUAGAUAAUUUUAUAUUCUAUAGUUAACCCACCAUCACCAAUGAAAUGUGUUCACUUUAGUACUGUUUUGUGAAAUGUCUCUGCACAUGGAGAGCUCUGCGAGAGCUUAGCCAUAAAGGAGUCAAUUAGUAGUGUGACCUCACCUGAUUUCAUCUUUCCUUGACUUUGUGGGAAAAACUUUUUUUUUUUUUCUAUUUAUCAAUAUCGAUGCUGUUAUUUUUAUUAUAAACAUUAUAAUUAUUAUAUUGUUACUGACAUUACUAACAGCAAUAUAAGAUAUCAGAAUUUAUUUUUUAAAAUCAAGGAGACGGUUAAGCAGGUGAGAUAGGUAGUACUCAUAAUUGGCUCAUUGGUGACUUAGUAACGUUUCAGUAUUCUGGCACUUCCACGAUAUGAAACUGUCUGAACCUUCUUUUAACACUACUUUGUUUAUAGAUGAAUUUAGUUCAAAGAAGGCUGACAAUGACAGAUUAAUGUGUAUCUCCAAUAUUUGCUUUUGUUUGACACGUAAUAAAUGUUAAUGUACUAAAUACAUGGAAAUACCUAAAAGACAAAAGAUGAUGAUUUCUUUUUAUAUCAGUUAUUAUAACUUCUAGCACAGAAUCAUGAUGCCAUUUGAGGGUAAACAGGGUAUUUUGAAUAUGCAAGGUAGUAGAAACAGUAUUUUUUUUUAUUGAUAAUUUUCUGCCAUGUCAACAUCUAAGGUCAUUAGCAGUAUAUUCUAAAUACAGUGAUAGUGUGAGACUUGGGGGCAAAUCCCCCCAGGAAGGAAGUGCUAUAUGACAAAGGUCAUAUGGUGCUAUGGUAAAUUUAAUAGCAAAAAGGGUUAGGAAUGAAUUAAUGAUUAGGGUAAAGUUACAGGUUGAAUAAUACUACAGGGUAGUAUAGUAGUGAAGAGGGUAGAGAGGGGGAGCUGAUGGGGUAUAGUAUAAGAUAAAGUUUGUUAAAAGAGGAAGAAGUUAAGGGAGUAGGGAGCAUUACGAUAAUGUAUUGUGGUGAAAACGGCACAAAUUUCUUAACUAUUAGGAUAAGUGGGCAGAUCAAGGGGAUGAAAGAAUGCAAAUGGAAAGAAGAAAAGACCAUGCAAAAUUAGUUGAAGCAAAGGCUGAGGACCAAGGUAAGGGUGACACUCUACCUUGGGCCUCAGUGCCCAUCUCCUAAGCCCCCUCAUGGCAACAACCAAGGGAUUGAGGGGGGGGGGGGGGCUUAGUAACAGUAGAGGAGGCUGUGGAUGAAUGGUAGCUGAUCAAUUCUAGCUUUAUCAAGUUCAGUAAAAGAAUCGCACAGUCUCUUUAGGCAUCUUUUGCAGAUGUUUUUAAUCAACUCCUUGGAUCUGGGUACCUUGCUGCCUGCAUGGUCCGGGCAUUAGGCUUAUUUGAGUGGCAAUUCUCGGUUAUGUGGCUUGUAGAGCUGGCCACGAGUGUUCAUGUGUGGUGUCAAGACUUCUUACCUCCCCUUUGCAAUGUUAUUUAUCCUUUUUUACUUAAAUAUUGUUUUUUUGCCAUUUUGCAAGAUGUAUAUUUGUCAUUUGAUAUGCUGUAAGAAGAUGGUCAUACAUUGUUUUCCUUGCACUAAAUUGAACUCUCCCACUUACCUCAACUUCCGAGUUAGCAUAAUCUCUUACUUGGUUGGACUUUAUGUACUAUUCGGAAAUCGGUGAAGCGGGCAUGGCUAGAAAGAGUUUACAACCUGUUAAGAAAAGAAUACUCCACUGCACUAUGAAUAAUAACCAUGUAUAUUUAAAAUAGAUAUUGUGUAGUAGAGCCUUUAAGAACACACUGUGGUAAUUGGCGAUUUAGAAAUCAAACUCGCUGUUAUACAGCAGCAGUAACGAUUCCCAUUCCAACGUCGCUGGUAAAAGGUACGAGAUGUGAAUAAACUUUCCCCUAAGAAGACUUAACUGGUAUUCAGUAAACUUUCUCGUUGUAUGGCGGUUUAAUAGUAUUUUUUCUGUAGAAAUAACGUGGCUACCAGUGGACCACGUGGCUGGUUACCAUGCAGAUCCAAAGUCCCAAAUAAGAACCACCCACUCAGCGAGGACGGAGGUCACAUUUUAUAUCUCACCUCAUUUGACGGGAGUUUGUGUCAAGCACCCGACGCGGUAAGGCCGGCUUCGCCUUCUCCCUCAGGGUUAGCUGGCCGCGACCGCAUACUGCGAUUACCCUUAUAACUAGACGUGUCUCGUGUGUUCUUAUAUUGCGUGUGUCAACUCUUAGGAAUAAAGAGUGAAUGCCG